AUGUUGCUUAUCGUAGUGGUUGCUGGAUAUCACGUGAUCGUGUUCUUUGCUUAUCAGUUCGGUAGAUUGAUAAAGUUCUUGCUUAGGUGGUACAACAGAAGCAGGUCGGACGCGGGCGCGCUCAACUCGAUGCUAAACUCGAAAAGCCAUGUCAUGUUUCGUCGGUUCAUGAACGAGAAGGAUGACAUCGAAUACGAACUGGACGAUGAACCGGAACUAUCGAGUCCGAGUGCGGCGUCAGAAGCUGCUGGACCUUCGGCAAGCCCUCCUCGAGUCUUUGCUCACGGUGACGAGACGUACCUUGAGAUAUCCUCGCCCCCCACCAGACUAUUUACGGUGCUUGGGGAAAAAAGAGGAUCGACAUACACGUACGUUACUGAAAUCAGAAAGGCCAGUGAAAAAGAAAAAGUUGACUCACAAAAGAACCAAAAAUAUCAGGACGCCAAACACAAAACUGGCGCCCAAACCAGAGCCAACUCUGAAACAAAUGCGAAGGGCGAUCGAAGAUUUAAGGCAGAUAAGAAGGGUCCCGUAGAAGCCAAGGUUAAAUUUGAGCUCGAGGAAGAGGUUAUAAAAGAUAAGCCAAGUGGCACAAAACGAAGAUUGUUGCCGUUAAAAAGUGUUGUAAAGCGUAUUAAUGAUUUGAAAAAAAGCCAAACAAAGGAACCACAAGAAAGUCGUAGGAAUCAAUAUCGAUAUUGGCGGAUACAACAAUCUUCUUCCUCUGAGACUCCUCCUAUAGUAAAAGGAAAGUUUGGCCCAAACACAAAACGAAAAGGUAAACGAGUUGCGGAUUUGAAAACCAGCGAAAGAAAUGUUGGUAGUCCAGUUGACGAAGAAAUACAGGAAUUAAUAGAACUUCAAACUCUUUCGCCGCAACCAGUCCUCAGGACUCGCCCUAGCCUACAUCGCCAGCAAUCUAUUUAUAAAUCACCUACACCAACUGCAUUAAGAGCAUCAUCAUCUGCUGAUAGUGCCAAAAAAAGUCCUGAUUUGAAAAAGUAUGAAAAUGUUGUAGAAAAACCCCAGAAAGAUCCAGAUGAAAACAGUGUUUCGCCACAACAUAAAAGAUCUUUGCUGCAUCGCCAAUCAACAGCGUCUACCGAAUUCGUAACAAACAUCUACGAACAAUAUCAUUAUUACAAACAAGAAAACAGUCGUCUAUUUACAACUGCUAAUAUGAACCCUCUUGAAGAUAACGAAAGGAAAAUUAUAAUUGAAUUUUGUCAUCUUCUUGAGAAGUCCAAGCAGUUGUUUAAUGGACUUCGAGAGUUACCGCAAUAUGGACACAAGCAGUGGUCUUUGUAUUUUGGACGCACUUUUGACAUAUACACCCGCCUAUGGAAGUAUCAACAAACUCAUCGCACUAUCUUGGAUACUAAAUACGGAAUGAAGCGAUGGCAAAUAGGCGAAAUUGCUUCAAAAAUUGGCCAACUUUACUACCAUUUCUAUUUAAGAACUAGUGAAACUGCUUACUUGAACGAAGCUUUUUCAUUCUAUUACGCUAUUAGAGGAAGAUGCUACUACACAAAAGCAAAUAAGGAAGAUAAAUGCGAGUUGAUGGUGAAGAAGCUCAGAUACUAUGCUAGAUUCAUAGUAGUCUGCCUUUUAUUAAAUAAAAUGAAACUAGUUAAGGAGCUAAUUAAAGAACUCGAAAGACAGAUCAUUGAGUAUGGGAAUACUUAUGACCCAGAUGACCAGGUGGAAUGGACUGUGGUCGUCGAUGAGGUCAAAGCCUUCAUUCACGCAGAGCCUAUUGUAUCGGUUGUCAACACCGAUAACCAAACGAUGAUUCUAUCACACAGAUUAUCACCUAUGGUGACGCCUCCAGUGGAAAGAUCACCGCAGAUGAACCUUUCUCUCCAAGAGAUACUGAUAGUGGGCAGCAGUUCUCAGCAAGUGAAGUUCUCAGAGCUGACGAUGGACAUGUUCCGGAUGCUGCAGACCUUGGAGAGAGAGCCGUCUGGCGACAUUCAGCACAUCUUCGACGAGUCUCCACGGCAGAGAUUUAUGUCGACGCCCAGCGCUCCUUGCCAAGAAGGAGUGGAACCCGGGCAGAAGGCCUCCAACCCGCACAAGUACCUGCUCUUCAAGCCUUCGCCCUGCCAGAUGCUGGUCUACCUAUCCAGUGCCUGCAACGACCUGCCUCCCAACGGCGCCUUGCUGCUCUACAUAUCUGCUGACGGCUUCGUCACGCAGAACAACAAGCACACCGACGAGGGGACGUGGGGUUACGACUUAGGGGGUCUGAUCACGACCUCCAAGAACGACAUCUUCAGAGAAUGCAGCAAGGACCCCAAGGCGUCUACCUCCACCAAGUUCAAGGAGCUCCAGUGCUUCUACCCUGGAGACCUGUACCCGUACACCAGGCGGCCGCUCUUCGUCGUCGUCGACUCCGACAACUCCUACGCCUUCCAGAACAUGCCAAGGCACUUCGGCCAGCCCCUGGUAAUACUGAUGUCUCCACUGGACUUGCCGCCUUCCUUCCACGACCCUCGGAGGCAAGGCAGUCUCUUCACUCUCUUCCUGCACUCACCGCUGGAAGGUCUCUGCCACUGCUGCGACCUGAGCAGCGUCACCGUAGCUCUCUGGGAUAGAGCCCAGAUGCUUCUGGACACCUUCAUGGCAGAAGCUUCUAGCAUACUCGUCAGGAGUAGAAUCGACCCAACAUUCCUGUCGUUCUUGGGCGAUGACUUCUUGCGCCUGCUACUCCUACGAUUCGUGUUCUGCGAAGCCGUGCUGCGCAUGCACCGGCUGUUCCGAGGCCGGACCCAUCGGCCUCGGUGCUCUCCUCCCAUGCCCGAAGAUCUGUUUGACCAUCCAACACUAGUCCAUAUUAUCUUGGACAUCGCUAACGUAUUACAGAUCCGAAAUCACAUUCAGGAUCCGUCAGCGACGACCGCUGUAGCUGGUCCCAAUUAAAACUCUUCCUCUAAAUGCCGUCAGUGUCAAAUGCCAAAUGUCCUGACGAAGGCACAAAGUGGAACAAUUAGUGUCAAAUGCCGUCAGUGUCAAAUGCCAAAUGUCCUGACGAAGGCACAAAGUGGAACAAUUAGUGUCAAAUGCCGUCAGUGUCAAAUGCCAAAUGACCUGACGAAGAGAAAGUGGUAGUGAAGCAAUUAGUGUCCAAACAAAUUGCGCGAAAACAAAAACUAAAAUUCUUCUAUAAACCAAAAACAUUAAAUACACCAAAACACAAUUAAAUACAUAAAAACACUAAAAAUAUUAUAUUGCGGAAAACUGUGUACUUUUCAAGAAGUGACAAAAACACUUACUAAUAUUUGUUUUGUUUUAUAGGUUAAAAAAGUCGCAACAAGCAUCAAAAUCAAAAUUGCAAAAGGAAACGGAAAAGUUGCUCAUGUGUAAAAUAAUAACACAAGGAAGGCAAGGAAACCUGGAAACAAUGGGAGACUCAAGAUGUGAAAAAGACACUUAGUGCUUAAAAUUUUUAGCGGGUGUCUGAAAAAGUUGCAGGUAUUCAAGACGAAAGAAGAAGAUCCAAAUUCACGACACGUGCUAAAAAUUUUGAUUAAAUUUAACUUAGGUACUACGAA
Molecule: messenger RNA, 3554 nt
Organism: Ostrinia furnacalis (Asian corn borer)
Lineage: Eukaryota; Metazoa; Arthropoda; Insecta; Lepidoptera; Crambidae
Product: protein SCAI
Exons: 11
Coding region: 1-2922 (973 amino acids)
Biological process (GO): DNA-templated transcription
Molecular function (GO): transcription corepressor activity
Source: RefSeq, a predicted model, not a curated record